CUUAAAUUUAGAACAUAUCAUUUUUGUUGACUAGUCAUUGCCUAGGUACUGAAUGGUAAUCAUACCAAUUAGAGAGGCAAUGACUAGCUAUUGCCUCACCACAUUUAUGGCAAUGGGAUGUAUAGAAAUUGAUGAAAAUGAUAAUUAGGUACAAUGAUUUAUGGGUAAGGGGCUUUUGUUAGUUGGGUUUUAUUUUAGUUUGGUUCUUCUUCAGGGUGUGAACAACAACACACCUAAGUUUUUUGACAAAACCCUUUCUUCUUCUUCUUCUUAACUUGAGUACUUUAACUUGGUAUCAAAGCAUUGGAAGAUCAAGGAGAGCAUCAGCCACUGGUUGUGACUCACAGAUGAACUUGCUGAUGUCAGGACGCUGCCGGUUGACGUCAGUAGCCUGUACAAUCGAUGGCGUCCAUUUACGGUUUUGACACCCAUUGAUGUGCCUCGUUUUAGAGGAAUUUUGAUAUACAUAUCAUGGAGAUAUGAAGCUCUUUUACAUUUUCUUGGAUUUUUCAGAUGAAAAUUGGCAAAAAAUUUGGAGUUUAGGGCUUGCAUGCUCGCAUUGUGUGCUGGUUGUUGUUAAAUCCACUUGCGUAUAAAUUGUGGUAAAUCUCUGAGAUUAUAGGAAGUAGUCUCAGAUUUUUUGGAGACCUAAAACUUUUUUGGGAAUUUUUUUCUUCCCCUAUUUUGCCACUAACACCUUCUUUUCUUUUGUUUUAUUGUUGUAGCCCGUGUUUAACCUUCAAGGAAAGGUGUUUGGGUGUUCAUCUAGUGUUGGGAGAUCAUGGUGUUGGUGAGAAAAGUGUUUUUAGAGGGGUGGUGAUUAAUGGACUCACACAAGGAUGUGUAUGUACCUACCUAUGUCCUCUUGGGAAGUAAUGAUAGUGCUAGAGGGAAAAUUACUACUGUAAAACUUGAUGGAACAAAUUUUCUUGAAUGGUCUCAAUCAGCUAAUCAAUUGGUGGAAGAGGUAAGCUUGGGUUUAUUAUCGGUAAGGAAGCUAAGCCGAAGCCCGAAGAUCCAAAUUAUUCCAAAUGGGAUCAGGAUAAUUUGCUGGUUAUGUCAUGGCUUGUAUGCUCUAUGCAGCCUCACAUUGCCCGCAACUAUAUGUUCCUUUCAACAGCUAAAGACAUUUGGGAUAGGUUAACUUCAACUUAUUGUCAAGCGAAGAACACGACUAGAUUCUAUCAGUUGCAAAGAGAAGCAUGUAAUAUGUGACGGGGGGAGAAAUCGGUGGCCAUGUAUUUCUCUUCCUUACAAUCAGUUUGGGAAGAAAUGGAUCAUUUAGAAGCUUUGGAGUGGAAGGAUCCUAUUGAUGCUGAACAAUACAGGAAGUGCAUUGAGAAAAACCGAGUUUUUGAUUUCCUUGUUGGACUAAAUGCCGAUUAUGAUUUCACUAGGCAACACAUCCUUAGUGUUGAUAUUUUGUCACUCUCCACAGCAUAUUCUUUAGUGUAGAAUGAAGAGAAUAGGAGGAUUGCGAUGAUGCAAGUUCCUGUUAGUGAGCACACAACUCUUGUGUCUAUAAAACCCAAACAGAGUUCUGGUAAACCUGAAGAGGUAGUUUGUGAAUAUUGCAAGAAGCCAAGGCACACCAACGAUAGGUGCUGGAAACUAAAUCCCAACCUAAAGCCUGAGAAGUUUAAAACUGGAAAGAAGGUUAAUGCUCAUGUUGCUACAACUAGUCAUCAUUCUCAGACUCACAUGCUUGAGGGAAAUUCUUUUGCUCAGGCAUCUACUCAUGGCACCUCUGAUGUGAUGGAAAAAUUGAGAGGCAUCUUGAUCCAUCUUGAAAAGAGUGGGUUGCCUACAUCUGCUGGUUCACAUACACCUUCUAGUGCCUUUGCAAAAUUAGGUACUACACUUGCGUGUCAUGCCUCAUCCUCUAGCUCUUGGAUAAUUGAAAUAGGAGCUAGUGAUCAUAUGACUGGAUCUAAGUACGGGGAAGACGAUUAGUAGUGGACAUGAAGCUGAUGGAGUUUAUCUUCUUGAUUAGUCUCCAAAGUUUGGGUUAAUGUGUCAGUCUGAGUUCUGUCAUGAUGAAAAACUAAGUCAAUUGAAAUUGUGGCAUCACCGUCUUGGGCAUGUGCCUUUUGGUUCAUUGAAGUUUUUGUUUCUUAUUCUGUUUGAGUCCUUGUCUAGUUCUGGUCUACAAUGUGAGGUCUGUCAACUAUCAAAGCAAUGUAGAACCACAUAUUUUGCAAGUAACAAGAGAAGUAAUGUUGCUUUCCAUGUAAUACAUAUUGAUGUUUGGGGACCUUAUUCUGUUCCAUAUAUGGGUGGUUAUAAAUAUUUCAUUCUCUUUGUUGAUGACUACUCGUGGUAUACCUGGCUGUAUUUGAUGAAGAGUGGCAAGAGCCGAGAUGAAGUUCCUUCAAUUAUAAAAGGCUAUUUUAAUAUAGUGGAGACACAAUUUCAAAAGAAGAUUAAGAUUAUUAGAUCUGACAAUGCUAAGAAAUACUUUGAGAAGCACUUACAGACUUUCCUUGAAGAGAAAGGAGCAAGUCACCAAAGUUCAUGUCCUCAUACCCCCUAACAAAAUGGGGUAUCAGAGAGGAAAAACAGACAUGUGGUUGAAGUUGCCAGGGGAUUGUUAUUCCAGAUGCAUGUCCCAACUCGGUUUUGGGGGGAUGCUGCACAAAUAGUUGUAUAUCUUAUUAGCAGACUUCCUUCGCGGACCCUUCAUCUCUAGUCUCCUCAUCAACUGCUUUUUCCUGAUGAGGAUACCUUCCAUCUUCCUCCUAAGGUCUUUGGGUGUGUUUGUUUCAUCCAUGACAUGAGUCCUUUUAGGUUGAAAUUUGAUCCAAAGUCUAUUAAGUGUGUCUUCUUGGAAUAUUCUUUAGUCCAAAAAGGGUACCGUUGUUAUGACCCUCGCUUUGGAAAAAUGUAUGUGUCUAAAGAUGUCACAUUCUUUGAGCCUACUCCCUUCUUUUCCUCUUCUCGUCCUUCUCUUCAGGGGGAGAAUGCUAGUAAAGAUUGGACUCCUUCUUGUAUGCCGAUUCCUGCUCCAGCUAUAACUGGUAUUGUCGAUCCUUCUCCUUCUCUUCUUCCUCCUUGUGGUGGUAGUAAUACUCCUCCUGUGCCUCCUAUUCCUCAGUCUUGGCACUAGUGGUUCGUUAGACGGAAAAGGAGGAUGACUCUAGAGAUUGAAUAUCCAUUACGGUUUGACUUCCUAGACUCAGGUAAUUUGGAUUCUGAACCUCUUCUUGUUUUUUAUACUUGCGGUGAACCUGUUACUGAGCCUCCUAGUGUGGUUUCUGAUCUUAACCUUCCUAUUGCGGUUUGUAAAGCAAAAAUGACAUGUGCUAAAUAUCCUAUCUCAAAUUAUGUCUCUUAUGAUACCUUAUCUCCCUCUUAUUGUGCCUAUAUCUCUUCCAUUGCUUUUGUUUUUAUCCCUCACAGUGUUACUAAGGCAGUGCAGUUCCCUCAUUGAAAGGAUACUAUGAACCAGGAAAUUGAGGCGCUUGAGAAAAAUCAGACAUGGGACGUUGUUUCUCUUCCAGUGGGCAAAGUUCCUAUUGGGUGUAAGUGGGUUUACAUAGUGAAGCAUAAAGCUGAUGGCUCAAGUGAAAGGUAUAAAGCUCGGCUUGUGGCAAAAGGGUAUACUCAAUCUUACGGCAUUGAUUAUCAGGAAACCUUUGCUUCAGUAGCCAAGAUGAAUUCAAUUCGAGUUAUCAUGUCUCUUGCUGCCCAUUAUUCUUGGUCCUUGUAUCAAAUGGAUGUUAAGAAUGCCUUCCUUAAUGGCGACCUUCAGGAAGAGGUCUACAUGGAACUUCCUCCUGGAGUGAACAUCCCUGGGAGUGAAGGAAAGGUUUGUCGUUUGAAGAAAUCCCUUUAUGGCCUUAAACAGUCCCCUAGAGCUUGGUUUAACAAAUUCAAAAAGCUAUCUUAGAAAUUGGUUUUUUUCAAUCUCAAAUGCACAAUAUCCAGAUAUGGAUCUCCUGUCAUCAACACAUCUAGCCCAAUCCGCAUCUGUAUACACUUUUAUUUUCAUGUGACCACUAUUCUUGAAGAGUAUACCUCUCCCUAGACGUCUCUUUAAGUAGGCAAGAAUCCUUUCUACUACAAGGAGGUGGAUGAUCCUAGGAGAAUGCAUGUAUUGGCUAACAACACUAAUAGCAUAAAAAAUAUCUGGCCGAGUUAGGUAGAGAUAAAGAAGUUUCCCAACCAGCCUUUGGUACAUAGCCCUGUCCUCAAGAAGUUCUCCAUUUUCUACACUUAUUUUAUGGUUAAGCUCAACAGGUGUGUCAGCAGGUUUCACUCCUAACUUUCCAAUUUUUUCCAAUAAGUCCAGAACAUACUUCCUUUGAGAGAUAAAAAUGCCAUGCUUAGA
Messenger RNA from Nelumbo nucifera (sacred lotus), 4330 nucleotides. RefSeq lists its product as uncharacterized. NCBI's taxonomy places the organism in Eukaryota, Viridiplantae, Streptophyta, Magnoliopsida, Proteales, Nelumbonaceae. The record is from RefSeq and is a predicted model, not a curated record.